AUGGACAAGUUAAAUUUUGUAAUUGAGUACUUGAGCGAUAUAACUUCUGGUUUACGAAUGAAUCGAGAAGAUGUAACUGCUUUUGCUAAUGAUAUGAGUCGAUGUCUUGUGAGCAUUGUGAAUAGAAGAGAGGUGAUCGAGUAUCUGGCUAGAGAAGCACAGUUUCGUGUGGAUGUGCAUUACGAUUUCUACUUGCUCGCGGGUCGUAUUCUCGCCAAGUACCAAUUGGAGCAGAUCCCAUCCAAAUUCUCUGAGCAUGUUAGACUGUUGUACGAGAAUUAUCGAGUGGUUGCCAAUGAUCUUAACGAGCAUAUUCCAUUGAUUGAGAAGAAGUACCAUGACCUGGUGAUAAAUAAUCAUGACUUUUUUGACUCGUUAGUGAAUUUGAAAUUAGAAUACGAUCAUGGUUACAUGGAAUAUAGUCGUAACAAGGAGAAGUUUUUCAAGAGUGUUGGAGAAAGGGAGGUUGACUGUGUUCAGUACGAGCUUCUGAGAAUUGCUCUCCAGCUGUACUCUGAUGAUUUUCAGAUGCUCGAGAGAUGUUACCAAAAGAUGAUCUCAAACAAGAUAAGCAUGGCCACUCCUACACGUGCUAAUGCAUGCAUGCGCAAGAAUCCAUUAGCUAGCUGUUUCCUCACACGGAUAAAGGAUGAUUCAAUUGAGGGAAUCUUUCAGACCCUAAAAGACAUGGCAAUGAUCUCCAAAAAUGCCGGUGGAAUUGGUCUUGAUAUCACAGAUGUGAGAGCGCGAGGUGAUUACAUCAAAGGCUCAGAUGGUACUUCUUCUGGUCUGGGCAUGAUGCUAAGAGUAUAUAACGAGAUGACCAGGUACGUCGACCAGGGUGGUAACAAACGCAAAGGUGCCAUGAUGGUCAACUUAGCGAUCUGGCAUCUUGAUAUCGAGAGUUUCUUGCUCAUGCGCCAUGAAUCUCAAGUUGCGGAGAUGCGAACUUCGGAUCUCCACCAAUGUAUCACAAUCCCUAAUAUCUUCAUGAAACGUCUUAUAAACAAUGAUGAUUGGACCAUCUUCUCUCCACGUGAUGCAGAAAUCUUGCUUGGUAGAAAAUUGAAUGGUUUGUAUGGUAAAGAUUUUAAUCAAGCAUACGAGAAGUGUGAGAGCCUGUUAAAAAAUAAAAAAAAUAUCAAGGCCCGAAAACUAUUCUUUGAUAUUAUCAAGAUGCAAUGUGAGACCGGUGAACCGUUCUUGUUCUUUGUUGAUAAUGCGAAUGAGAAAUCAAACCAAAAGAACCUAGGAUCGAUCACUACCCCAAAUCUAUGCACCGAGAUCAUGGAACGUACUGAUGGAAUCUCUGUAUGUAAUCUGCGUGCCGUGAUAUUACCAGAACAUGUGAGAGAAGAUGGAACAUUUGACUAUGCAGAACUACGUGAUUCGGUUCGACUUCUGGUAAAUUCAUGUGAUCGAUCAAUCGAUAUGUCUCACCACCCAACUCCAGAAUGUGAAUUGCAGAACAGAAAAGACCGUCCGGUAGCGAUUGGGGUUAUCGGUCUGGCCUCGCUCUUCAAGAAGUUAAAAUAUUCAUGGGAGGAUGUAAAAGCACGUGAAUUAAACAAGAAGAUCUUUGCAAAUAUCUACUAUGCGGCUCUAGAGGAAUCAUGUGAAUUGGCAAGAAUUUAUGGCACCUAUGAAGGAUACAAAGGCUCGCCCAUAUCACAAGGCAUCUUGCAAUAUGACAUGUGGAAUGUUGAACCAUGUGUUGAUCUUGAUUGGAAAUCUUUGAAACAAAAGAUCCAACGAUAUGGUGUUCGUAAUUCAUUAUUGGUCGGACCGAUGCCAACCGCCUCAACAUCUCAAUGUGUUAAAACCGGGUAUAGCGAAGGACCCUUUCCCGAUGAAUCGAAUUUAACAUUGCGUGCGACCACAAAAGGUAGUUUUAUCUAUGUGGAACGAGAGAUGGCUGAGAUGUUAUUGGAGCGUGGUAUGUGGAACAAAAAUCUGUUGAAAGAGAUUCAAGCCAAUAAUGGAAGCGUUCAGAGCAUUGCUGGAUUCCCAGAAGAGAUUAAACAAAUCUACAAGACCGCUUUUGAGUACUCUUAUGAUACUAUCAUAGAUCAUGCGGUUGAUCGUGGUCCUUACAUUGACCACUCUCAAAGCAUGAACAACUACGUGUUAUCACAAGACCCAGAAAAGAUGAUCAUGCAACUGUUCGAUUCUCAUCUUAGAUCCUGGCGACGAGGAUUGAAAACGGUUUACUACACAAGAUCCAUAUCUACUUCACGUGCAUUAAAUCUAAAGAUUGGUAAUGGUAACAAGUCAAAUAAUGAUGAGAAAUCAAUUGUCCUUUGUACAAACAAAGUUUGUGAAUCAUGUGCUGUUUAA
Messenger RNA from Dentiscutata erythropus, 2337 nucleotides. NCBI's taxonomy places the organism in Eukaryota, Fungi, Glomeromycota, Glomeromycetes, Diversisporales, Gigasporaceae. The record is from the annotation of a GenBank genome assembly.